GGCUUGGAAAUCAGUCUGAGUAGGAAAUCCGCUGGCUUCUGUAGCAUCCGGUUGCUCCAAAUUCUGCUCUGUUUGACAGUCAAUCACCUCCUUUUCCUGAACGGGCUCAAGACGAAAUUACAAUUAAAACUGUUCAAGGAAGCUGUUCAAGAGAUCACCCAAAACAGGAGUAUUUUCAUCGUCAUGAUACUAAGUGCUCUCCUGUUCAAAGCGAUUCUUGUUGCUGUCCUAGGCUUUCUGGAUAAUUGGCACGCAGAUGCGUGUUCAGUUCCUAACAUUCGUGAAAAGGAAGGAAACGAGAUAAAAGUCAUCGAGGUGACCAGCGGAGAGGAUGUUAAACUCACUUGCCAGAUCAGAACCGUUGGUCAGACCUCAAAACCAAGGUAUUACUGGCUCAAAGACAAUCAGACGCUCAGUCCAUCGAGUCAUCAACGUCUGAGGUUAAAACUCUACAGAUACCUAAAGAUAAAAAGAGCCAAGAAAGAGGACGCCGGCUUCUACACCUGUGUCGCAAUAAAUGACUGUGGCAAGAACCCUUUUACAAUGCACCUAUUUGUCGGAAGUCCAACACUGAAUCCCAACAAAAUUACAGUAGGAGCUGCUCCAAGAUUUACGGUAUCGCAAAAUAAGAUGAGGCGCAACCUUCUUCAAGUACCCGUUGGAAACUCUGUAAAGCUGGACUGUUCUGCUGACGGAAACCCUCGUCCUACCGUGAAAUGGUACAAAGACGGAAACUUGUUUAAAGAAAGGAGAAGUGGCCACAAACUGUCUUUGAGUCCAUGGACAACCUGGUUGAGUCUGAAGGACUUGGUUCCCUCUGACACUGGGUCAUACAUGUGUAAUGUGAGCAACUCAUACGGAUGGAUUAAUCAUACAUACAAAGUAGACGUUCAUGAACGAGCUCGUGCUGAACCAGUCGUUCUACCCAUGGAAAAUGUCACAGUUUAUCGAGGAGAGAAUGCCAGCUUAACAUGCAAAGCAUUAAGUGAUUCCAUGCCUCAUUUCCAGUGGCUAAGGUGGUUUCCUACAAGUUUCAACAGUUCGACAAACGGUCCAAUUGAAAGUCCUCACUACGAAAUCGUGAAUAAAGAAGAUGCAGACCAACAUGUAAUUAUACCAUCAAGUGGUGGCAAAAAGUUUGAUUUCCACGGAGUGAAGUUGACUUUGUUAAAUGUCACAAAGAGGGACGAAGGAAAAUACACCUGCAUUGUGGGAAAUGCUGUUGGUUACGCAGUCGAACAUGCUUACAUCAUUGUCCAAAACAUUGAUAAAGCAAAACCAAAUGAAGCUCAGCGAACUGAAAGCACCACAGAUGGUUCUACUGUUAACCUGACAUCCAUCAGUUCUGAAAGUGAAGCAGUUACGCAGACGUCAAUGGGUUGGACUGAUAGAAUAAGGUACCCGGCGGCUGUAAUCGCAGUUUCAGUGGGCGUGGUCGUUAUGUUGAUCAUAGCUUCCGGUCUCUGUUAUUGGCAGGUGAAGAAAGGCCGAGCGAGCUCGUCCGCAACGAUGAAAAGCCGACACAACAUCGAUUCACUUCAAGCGAAGCACGUAGUCCAGUCAAAUGAGUACGUAAUAGUGCCAGACCUAAAAGGACUCGGGAAUGAUUUUGGCACUAAGUGAUUGUAGAUAAAAAGCCACAUAAAAGAGAAACUCAAAAGUAAAGUCAAAAG
Pocillopora verrucosa is the source of this 1673-nucleotide messenger RNA. NCBI's taxonomy places the organism in Eukaryota, Metazoa, Cnidaria, Anthozoa, Scleractinia, Pocilloporidae. The record is from RefSeq and is a predicted model, not a curated record.